This is a messenger RNA of Mytilus californianus (California mussel), 2246 nucleotides long. RefSeq lists its product as uncharacterized. Gene Ontology annotation, molecular function: ubiquitin-protein transferase activity. NCBI's taxonomy places the organism in Eukaryota, Metazoa, Mollusca, Bivalvia, Mytilida, Mytilidae. The coding region runs from base 175 to 1848 and encodes 557 amino acids. The transcript is spliced from 2 exons. The record is from RefSeq and is a predicted model, not a curated record. Gene Ontology annotation, cellular component: chromatin; nucleoplasm. Gene Ontology annotation, biological process: positive regulation of DNA-templated transcription.
UUACAACGGUUCAAAACAACGUUUAUUCUUUAAAAUAAUAACACAUGAAUAAUUAUGAAAUGGUUUUUUGCGCAGAACAGAUAAUGUUAUACUACGCAGUUUACAAAUUAUCUAUAUAGGCAGUUUACAUUAAAUAGAUGUAAACAUAAAAAUCAUUUAUGAUUCAGGUCUAUAAUGGAGUUACCCAAACUGUUUUGCGAUAUUUGUCUGCAACUUAAUGUAACACGUGUUGCCAGUGUGUGGUGCUCAGAGUGUGUGGAAAAGAAAUGUGAAGAAUGUGAGGAAAAACAUCAAGUUCAGAAAGCGACAAGGCAUCAUGAAACAAUAGCUAUAAAAGACUUCCAGUUAUUACCUGACUCUAUUUCAAAUAUUCGACAAGAAUGUGAAGUUCACAAGGAAAAGUUUGAAUUUUAUUGCCAGAUACAUUGUCUCCCCCUAUGUAAGCUCUGUAUCACAGGGCAACAUAAAGAAUGCAAUGAACUCAAACCGUUACAGGAAAUAGUGAAGAACGUUAAGAAAUCGGUUGCAUUCCAAGACUUAGAAAAUAGAGUGAAAUAUGUCUUGGAAAUUGUUAGAAAGGUAGUUAAAGUCGAGCACGAAAAUAAAACACACAUAGAAGGUAAACAUGCUGAAUUCAUUGAUGAAGUUGAAUGUGUAAAAACAAUAGUCAAUAAUCAUUUGGAUCUACUUAAACAAGAAAUUUUUAACCAGUUGACUGUCCAUCAAGAAAAUACUAAAAGUGUUAUCAAAAACCUAAAUGAAAUGCAAAGUUCAGUAGGCGAAAUUGGGAACGAAUUAGCAAAAAGCAAACAACAUGCAUCUGAUUUUCAGACUUUUCUUUGCAUUAACGAAUGGGUUUCUAAAGUUCAAAAAUAUGAAACGGAAAUAACUGCAGAGCAUUUUCACGAAGGCAAAAUUGAGCUGACUGUAAAACUAAAUUUGAUUCAAGAGAAGAUAAUAAAUGCGAUAACAGACUUUGGGAUUUUAGGUAUCUCGUUUUCAAAUUAUGAAAGAUUUACCCUUGAGAACGAUCGACAAAUGCAGUGUUUUAUUCCAACCCCUAAUUUAGUAAACCGAGUUAAAUUGGCGAAUAUCGAAACAGUAAGGAUACCAAAGAAGCUUAAAACAUUUCCUCGAAAUAUUAUACGAGGCUGUGAUAUGUUGGCAGAUGGACGGCUUGUAUUAGUCGAUAUGAUAAACAAGAAACUCAUGCUAAGGGAGCGGAAUGGUACAUGUGCGAAAUAUCUAAAUUUUAAAACCGAGCCUUAUGAUGCUGCAGUAAUAGAAAAUACCUUGGUUGCUGUGACGUUAGUGGAGAGGAAAGAAGUCGUUGUAAUAGAUCUUAAUCGUUCCGAAAUUCAGCGAUCAUUCCCAGUAACCAACCGAUGUUUCGGGAUUGUUUUUAAGGACGGAAAAUUUUAUGUUUGCUGUGAUCAUAAAAUGGUGCAGGUCUUGAAUUUGUCUGGUGAGAUUUUAUCAACAUUAUCACUAGUCGAACCUGCAACAUAUUGUUCUAUGUUUAAUGAUAGGCUUUACUUUGCGACACAAGACUCUACUAAUGAAGUAUAUUGUUGUGAUUUUAAUGGAAACGUACAUUGGAAAUUUGACUGUCAAGAAUCGAGUUUCCCACUCGGCAUUGCAAACGAUAAUUCUGGUAAUACUUUUGUGACAUGCAGAAAAAAUAAUACAGUAAUACUCAUUGGAAAAAAUGGAACAGAUUCCCGAAUUUUGCUGUCAGAAGAAGACAAACUUCACAAACCAGUAGCUAUUUAUUACAAUUGUGACAAAAACCUUCUUCUCGUGUGUAAUGAAUCAGGAAAAUCAUUAUUGUUUGAUGUUUCCUCUUAAAACAUACGAAUACACUUAUCAACCUAGUCUUGGUAUUGCCCACUCGCUGUAAAAUUAAAACCCUACAAUGUGCAGUCGAUGGUCAAACUGAUGAGAAAAACAAAUUACCUGUUGUGCCGAGGUGCAAAUUAAACGUAUUUUGCUUCUUAAUCAUAAUUGUACCAUGCUUUGAAUUCAAUGUUCAAAAUACCGCUGGUCGUGGCAAGCCUCUCAACAACUAUGUACAGUUUUCGUAUUGCAGUGGGAAAUCUAGUAAAAAAGAACAAAAGAAAGUUUUCGAGUACACCGGUCUGAUGUUGUCACAUGAAAAUUCAAUGUAGAAAUAUUGUCAUUUCAUGAAUAUAACAAUAAAAAAGUCUGUCUGUGCAGGUUAAAAAACUAAAGAUAAAUAUUCUUAU